CUAAAAACAGUUCCAUUUCCAUUUUUUUUCUCAGAAACAAUGAAAAUGUUACUUUGGUCAGUGGUUGUUUUAAAUUACAGAAUGAACUACAGAGUGUCUCCAAACACCAGAUGGCAGUGGAGUUCAUGUAUAUUUAGUGUGUUCUUCUCUUUUUACAGUGAACUAGAAGAAGCCACCAGUGAGAAGAAACAAACCUGUGAUUCCUGGUUGGACUCUAUUAUUCAUCCAGAACAUUUCUGUUCCUGAAACACCAGGAUAAUGGCCAAUAAGAAAAAAGUAGUGGUGACAGGGUUUGAGCCCUUUGGUGAGCAUGCUGUGAACUCGAGUUGGGUGGCAGUCCAGGAAUUGCAGCAAUUAGGACUGGGGGAGAUGGUAGAUCUUCACGUGUGUGAGCUGCCUGUUGAUUAUCAGGCUGUUCAAGACAUUUUACCGUCUCUGUGGAAAGAACAUCAGCCCCAGCUAGCUGUCCAUGUAGGUGUUUCUGGGAUUGCAACCUCAGUCACUUUGGAGCAGUGUGGCCACAACAUGGGCUAUACACGUCUGGACAACCGCAGUUUCUGCCCUGCCUCCCACUGCUGCAUGGAGAACGGACCAGACUACAUAAAAUCAGUUAUAGACAUGGACACGGUGUGCAAAAGGGUAAACGGGUCAAACGUCGGGAUAACUGUGUCUGUAUCUAAGGAUGCUGGAAGGUAUCUUUGUGAUUACACCUACUACACCUCACUGCAUCAAGGCCAGGGGUGCUCUGCAUUUGUCCAUGUGCCUCCAUUAGGAGGGCCCUACAGCAGUGAGGAGCUAGGCAGAGGCCUUCAGGCUGUUGUAAAGGAAAUGCUGAACUUGCUUGAGGUUGAUUACAAUGAAUGGGGAAAAAGACAAACAUUGCCAUCAUAAGCAAUGACACUAAACAGGAGCCUUACUAACCCACUUACAUUUUGUAGAAAUUAAUGAAAAGAGUUGAUUUUGUUGUAUGAUUAAAAAAAGUCAAAACAAGUGGAGACUGCAAUAGUGAUUUGUAUAUAUCACUAGUUUAAAGUGAUACAAGCAUGAUUUUUUCACUUUAGUUCAUUUUUUAAGUGUUUAGCACAGUCUAUCAGUGACAGUAGUGUAAAGGCACAAUAAUCUCAGGGAAACUGCAAUGGAAUCAGCACUGUGCACUUGACCUAAUAAAUGUGCUCGUUAUUAUGCAUUUAUUGUCACAUUGCAAAGCAAAUCAGAUACAUUACUGUGAAGAAAUAAAGUACUUGUUGGUGUAUAUUUUUUGUGGUUAGCUCUUGUGCUUGUUGGUUAUUUAAUAACAUAUGGAGCAUUAUUAGCCUUCAACAUAAACAUCCUGCAUGUACAACAACAACAGUCUCCCUGCUGGCCAGGUAGGGAAAUAUGGAAAUUUGGGCCAGUAUCACUGUCUGAUAAUAGUACUGUCAUUUUAGCCAAUAAUAUUUACAAAUAUCAUAUGUACUAUAGUUUUCUAUAUCUUCGACCAUGUUGAAUACAUUGCUUCUCAGCAUCAGUUAAACAGAACCUCCAGGUUCAGGUUCUGAUGGAUUAAAUAAACAAAAAAAUUAACACUUUCAGUGAAGUAAAUAAUGAGCCAAUCAAUGAUUACAGUCAGUUGUCAGUGAAGUGGUUUCAGUGCUGCUGUCAUGUUUGGAUCUAGUUUUUUAACCCACAUGCAGAACAAGACAGGAGCAAAGAAAUCAGUAGUAUAAUGUUUAUUGAAUACAAUUGAGCAAAAUAAGAUGGAUCAGGGUCUUCCCAGGGGGUGGGGGGAUCACGGAGUCGCUGGCAUACUGAAGGACAACAGAUAAAAU
Messenger RNA from Xiphophorus couchianus (Monterrey platyfish), 1808 nucleotides. Its product is annotated as pyroglutamyl-peptidase 1-like. Gene Ontology annotation, molecular function: pyroglutamyl-peptidase activity. The coding region runs from base 259 to 891 and encodes 210 amino acids. The transcript has 5 exons. The record is from RefSeq and is a predicted model, not a curated record. Gene Ontology annotation, cellular component: cytosol. Gene Ontology annotation, biological process: proteolysis. Lineage: Eukaryota; Metazoa; Chordata; Actinopteri; Cyprinodontiformes; Poeciliidae.